AUGAAUUGUCAUUGUAGUUCAAUGGGUGAUCGUCUUGCCAUCAAUAAAGCUUCGACAAGUCUUCAAAGAAUUUUGUCCAUCACAGAGUUUCCAGAAAUUCAUGUGGAGAAUGUUCAGUUGACAGAGUAUAAAAAUGGUGAAAUGAUUGAAUUUCAACAACAGGACUUUGAUGAUCUUAGAGAACGUGCAUUAAUCAGUAAUACCAAAUUUGAAGAUGAUCAAUUUUCCGUAGAUUCAUUGAAUGCAUCUUACCAACUUUUGAGACCCAUGGAAAUUGUAGAUAAUCCAGUGUUUUAUUUACCACAAAAUAACAACUGUUUUUAUGUAAGACAAGGAGGACUUGGUGAUUGCUGGUUCAUAGUUGGACUUGUACACCUUCAAUAUUAUCCAAAUUUAUUUAAAUUCAUUGUCCGGCCAUACGAGCAGACAUUCGAUCUUAACAAUUAUGCUGGAAUAUUUCACUUCAGAUUUUGGCAAGCUGGUACAUGGGUUGACGUUGUCAUUGAUGAUCGUCUUCCAACUUGGGAAAAAGAACUAGUUUAUGCAUCCUCAGGAUAUCCCAACGAGUUUUGGCCAGCAUUAAUUGAAAAAGCUUACGCAAAAUUACUUUAUCGAUCAUACGAAAAACUCCAAGGUGGUUUUUCUGCAAUAUCAAUGCAAGAUUUAUCAGGUGGUAUAUCUGAAACACACCCAGUAGGACUUGGCCCACCAAACAUUUUAUUUGAAAUUAUUUAUCAUGCAAAAACAAGAUUGACAAUGAUAGGUGCUGCAACUAAUAAUGAAACAGACACAAGUCAAUUUGGUCUUCUACUUGGUCAUUCUUAUGUUAUUACAGGUGUAAAAAAAGUAACUGGAAUAAAUGUUAAUCAUGAAUUUAAGCUAUUACAUAUUUACAAUCCACAUGGUGAAUCAUCAGAACGUUAUUUUGGAGAAAUAGGAAAUUUAUUUUCUGAAGAAACUAUCAGGUCCCAAUUAAAUAUCAAAGAAAAUUUAUGGGAAGAAUGA
This is a messenger RNA of Aphidius gifuensis, 1005 nucleotides long. RefSeq names its product calpain-A-like. The record is from RefSeq and is a predicted model, not a curated record. Gene Ontology annotation, cellular component: cytoplasm. The transcript has 7 exons. The coding region runs from base 1 to 1005 and encodes 334 amino acids. Gene Ontology annotation, biological process: proteolysis. Gene Ontology annotation, molecular function: calcium-dependent cysteine-type endopeptidase activity. NCBI's taxonomy places the organism in Eukaryota, Metazoa, Arthropoda, Insecta, Hymenoptera, Braconidae.